AUGUGUAUUCAAAUAUAUACUGAGGCGUAUGCUGAGGUGUCUCCUGAGGUGUCGCCUGCGGUGUCUCCGGAGGUGCCGCGUGGGGUGUCUCCUGAGGUGUCUCCUGAGGUGUCUCCUGAGGUGUCUCCUGCGGUGUCUCCUGCGGUGUCUCCUGAGGUGUCUCCUGCGGUGUCUCCUGCGGUGUCUCCUGAGGUGUAUCUUGAAGCCGGGCUCUGCGUGCUGGUGCUCUCAGUGUUGGCUGCCCCCCGGGAGGCUCGAGCUCUGGAGAGUGCACAGAGUUUGAUAGAGCGGCAGAAGGCGCGUAUAGAGGAGCUGACGGAGACAGUGUUGCUGCUGCAGCAGGGGCGAGGAGACAAAGAGCAGCGGCUGCAGGCAGACCUGGAGAGUUAUGUACACGAGAACCAAAGACUGCGGCUGCAACUAGACAGCCUCAAGGGGGAGCUGGAGGCCUUAGAGCAGCUACGAAGAAAAGGAGACAAUGACGUGCAAACCCUCGUGGAGACAGUUGCUGCAGCAGAGAAGGGAAUCGCAGAGAGAGACGCCCUCAUCAGGCGCCUCCAGAGCAUGGACAAGACAAAGGAGAAUGAAAGGCUCAAAGAGGAGCAGCAGCGGCUGCUGCACCGCCUCAACAAACUGCAGAAGCUCGUGGGGACGACGGGAGAGGGAGAGGCCGACGGCAGGACCCCUCAAGACCUGGCUGGGGACCUGGUGCGGGUCCAGCGAGACAUUGAGCUCCAUCGCGGCACCACGCGGCAACUGGGAAACACCCUUGAAGAGCUCAGGGUUUCAAAGAUGUGCCUCGUACAAUCAGAAGCGAAUCUGCUGGAGGGCCAGAAACUGAUAGAAGAACAACGCGCCGAGAUACAGCGUCUGUACAAAAUAGUGGAGGCAUUGAAUCGAGAGAAAGCUUUGGUGCCGCCUGUGGUGCUGACUCUGCCUAAGCAUCUGCGCGGGGCUGGGGAGGCGCAGCUGGAGGCCCUGUCUAACAAAAUGGGGCUUAUACUACAAGCCCUGGACCGGGAGAGACAGAUGACACCGGAAGAAGACAGAGAAGACAGAACGUCGCUCGCCCUGGUGCAGCAACGCAUAGUUCUUGAGGGCUUCGAUCGUAUGGACGAGCGUUUCUGGGGGAGAGGGGACCUAUGGAGAACAGACGGGUCUUUCUUCUACUCGGGGACGGUGCUGCAUGCGGUGAUAGACGUUGAUGACGAUGAAGCGGAUUACCGAGAAAAGUUAGACGAUGAGCCAACGACAGUUCUCCGUCCCCACAAGAUGCAUAACUUGUCUAUAGACCCCAACGCGCUGCAGAUUAGGCUUUUGUAUGAGCCCUGCCUCGGCCGGACGGAGACACACCUCAUCAAACUCAUGACUGAAGAUGAGCUCAACAGGUGGAGCCACGGCCUGGCUUACGGGGGCUUCUUGCGGGCUAUGCCAGCAGCUGCGCCCCAACCGCCACCUUCGGCCCCUCCCUCCAGCCGCCCCCUCUCAGUUCGUGAAGAGGAAGUCCUAGUUAGUGUGUCUGUGCCGGAGGGACACGACUCCUUUGACGAUCCCUUGCUCGUUGGUUACUAUGUCCAUGAACAGAGACUUGCAUUCCAUCACCUUCAAGGCCCAGAGGUUUCUGUCACUGUUAGCACACAGGAGAAGUUUUUCCCCGAACUCGCAGCAGUGGCGGGAGCAGGCAAGUACUACCAGCCACCUGCCAAAGAGACGCCGCUCCCGACGCCCAAGCCGUCUGAAAAGAAAGAGGAAGAACCCAGUCCCCCGGAAGAAGACGAGGUUUUUGUUGUUCGAGAUGGUUAUUUGAUGCUCUUUGAGAAGGCAGGGGACCCACAGCCCAUCCUGAAGCUGCACAACGCCGACUGUGUGACGCUUGCCGACGCAACGAACAGGGAAUUUGUUAUUACCCACAAACCUGGAACCCCAGAGGAAGAAACCUACGUCUUCUCCUUUCCUACUGACGAAGUAUACCAAGGGUGGUACAAGAAGCUGGAAGAAAAUGGGUUCCUCAGGCGCAAAGGGGACCAGCGUGGCAGGACGGCGAACCAAGUGGGAGUGGUCUCAAAGGGGUGCCUCGAACUCUACAAGGACUACGGGGCUCCUCAGGCCAAGCCAGUCAUCACGCUUAUGGCCAAUCGCUGCAGUGCCACGGCCAGUCGAGAGCGACGAGAAAUAAGAAUAAUUCACACUAGCCCCUCAGGGAAACGAGAAAGAAUUACUCUUGACUGCGCAAGCUUGGCGGAGUUUGACAGGUGGAACGUGGCUCUACAUUUCGGCAAUUUCCUCAAGGGCGAAGACAUACAGGGCACGGGUUCCCAAGCCUAUGCCAACCUAUCCAAAUACGUAUUCCCUAUAAACAUGUUUGAAGAUGCAUCGGGGAGAAGGUCGGCGCUUCUGAUUGAAAACAGGAUGAUAAUGCUCUUCACUUCUCCCGAUGCGACGGAUCCGAUAUUGUGUUUCCCCGCUAACGAGUGCGAAGUGCAGCCCAUCAUCGCCCAGCGGAAGCUCCGGGUGUAUGUAAACAGGAACACGAAGAAGGAACAACGCAUAGACUUCAUUCUGCCACUUGCUAAAGAUCUAGACAGAUAUGCUGCUGCAUGCCAGAGGGACUCUUUCCCGGAGGCGGUUGUGGGCAAGCAGGUGGAAAAGCUGAGCAUCCCGAAGGGACUCAUGGCCGUUUACAAGAGCAAGUUUCACACCCAUGCAGACGUAACGUUGGAGGUGGCUAAGUACACUUUCUCUGAGGAGGCAUCGACAUACAUCUUCACGAAUCUGGACGGGAAGGAGCCUCCCAGGAAGGUAACUGUGGUAUCUCCAGACUCGCGACAGAGGUGGGAGUUUGCCUUGAGACUGACGGGAUUUAAGCCAUUUUCUACAGUGCAGCUUCCGCGUUUUUUCCUUCCUCAGAUAAUCUACGGCUUUGUUACAGAAGAGGCCUCCGAACUAAGGAAGGAGGGGCUCCUGGGCAACGCGAGAGCUGCUUGGGGGCUGCUGAACAUGCAAAGAGAAUCCCGAGUUUCUGCCGGGCAGAUGGACCAGCAGUCACACCAUUCGCAGCCCCGCAGCGACUCCGGCAGCCGCUAG
Molecule: messenger RNA, 3084 nt
Organism: Eimeria mitis
Lineage: Eukaryota; Apicomplexa; Conoidasida; Eucoccidiorida; Eimeriidae
Exons: 30
Coding region: 1-3084 (1027 amino acids)
Source: RefSeq, a predicted model, not a curated record